AUGCAGUUGGCGGGCCCUCUCAAGAAACCGAGCGCGUUCGAGGCUGCCGCCGACCAGGCGAGCUACCGUGUGGCCGACGUGCAGCUAGCAAGCUGCAGGCAGCAUGGCGGCGCUGCGGUGUUGUGCUCAACUGCUGGAAAGACCGGUCGGAACGGUCGCUCUGCCGCUGUGGGGGCGACGCUUUUCUGGCUCACCUGCCCCUACCUGAACACCAUGGUUGCACGGCUCGAGCGGCAUGGCGCGGUUGGUGCGUUGCAGAAACUCGUCGAUAACAACGCCAAUGUGGCCGCGCAGCAUGUGGCCUCACAUAGGCAUUACGAGGAACGCGCCCGAGCGCUGCUGAGCGCUGAGCGGUGGGAGUUUUUCAGUUCUCAUUUUACCUCGGGCUCCGAGUCACAGGGCAACCGCAAGUACGGCAAUGCAGCAGUUAGCCAUGCGAAGGAUCUUAAAUGCUUACAUGCCCUUGUUGCACAGUCGUUGUGCGGUGCCCCCAACGUCAUUGGUGACGCCAUUCUGUUCUACAUGCUGUUUCUCUCGCAAAAGGUUGAAACCUUUGAUAAGGUCUCAGAGAAAACAGCUUCUCAUACAGAUGAUGCUGAGAAUGACAGCAAUGACACUUUUACAGAUGAGAAAAGGUCUUUGGAUGAUGUAUCUGCCUUGGUGGCAUUUGUGGAGAGCUGGUCGAGUAAAAAUGUGGCUAAGGAUGGGACGUCGUCAACUGUUUUGGACGCUGACGAUGUGUGCUCUGCGGCGUGUAACGUGCUUACCUUCCUCGAAGGACGGCCUCCAAGACCACGCAAAAAGCAUCGUAUUAACUGA
Messenger RNA from Trypanosoma grayi, 819 nucleotides. RefSeq lists its product as hypothetical. The record is from RefSeq and is a predicted model, not a curated record. The transcript has a single exon. The coding region runs from base 1 to 819 and encodes 272 amino acids. Lineage: Eukaryota; Euglenozoa; Kinetoplastea; Trypanosomatida; Trypanosomatidae.